Messenger RNA from Trametes versicolor FP-101664 SS1, 2914 nucleotides. RefSeq lists its product as uncharacterized. The coding region runs from base 69 to 2828 and encodes 919 amino acids. The record is from RefSeq and is a predicted model, not a curated record. NCBI's taxonomy places the organism in Eukaryota, Fungi, Basidiomycota, Agaricomycetes, Polyporales, Polyporaceae. The transcript has 8 exons. Gene Ontology annotation, molecular function: ubiquitin conjugating enzyme activity.
CGCGUUUCACGCGUCGAAUUCAUCCUAGACCGCUCAGCUCGAGUCGCGCGUUGCACACAAGGUAGCAGAUGCUCGGCCAGAAACGUCCGCUCUCUCCGGAAUCUCCGCGCGCGAGCCGGGCCAAGACAAAGAGACAUUCUGUCGCGCCACCUUUGGACAUUUCCGAUGACGACGAGGACACUCUCGAGUCCAUUCUAGCGCAGAUCAAAGCUCAAGAACAGAGCGAGGCUCUUGCCAGGCAGUUGCAGGAGGAAUGGGAUGCUCCCGGUCCCUCAAACCCGAGUGGCGCGGGUGCUCGUAACAGCAAUUCUGCCUCUGACGAUGUUAUAGUCAUUUCCGACGAUGAAGAAGAAGAUGACGAGACCAUUGCACGCCGCCUUGCAAAACAAUGGGAGCUCGAGGAAGUCGUGCCCGUUCGUACGUCAGAGACUCAGAGCUCGUCAAGUAAACUCUCGAACUCCAAGGGCAAGGCGAAAGUUCAAUCCACGACUACAGCCGUUCCAACCCCCACUUCAGCAUUGGAGCAGUAUAGGGUGCUGUUCACUGGGACGCGGAUCUGUUCGUGCGGCGUCGCACUCCCCUCCCCUCGAGGUCAUGUCAUGUAUACCCAACAGGUCCCACCUCCCAAUCUAUUGCACUUGCUGCAUGCCCCAUGUAAAUCGUGCCGCAAAAAUCACUGUCGUGGCUGUCUGUCUUCUGUGUCGUGCUCGCUGUCGUGCAAAGGAAGAAUGCAGAACGAAGAUUGCCCCCUCGAAACGUGCUGCGCCGACGUGCGCGUCAUUGCCCUCUUCGAAGCCUUGGGCGCGUUCGAUAGGCAAUACCUUGGAGAACGCGCGACUGCAAAUGAGCGAGCUCGAGAAGCGGCCGCAAAGUUGCGCAAGACAGCCCCUGGCAGUAGCGUCGGCCCAGGCGGCACCGGAUACGGCACAGGUCGCGGGGGUGCGUCGUACGGCGGCGGCUUCAUCCAUGCGAUGGCGUAUUCCAACCUUGAUCAUAUAGGUUAUCCCUCCUACCGGGCUCGAGGUCGGGGGCGGGGGCGACGAGGUAAAGCAGCGUUCAUUUUGCCAGCUGACGACACCCCACAACGCGAUCCGUUGGCGGCCCACUUCGACGAGAUCAUUGUUCGUGCGCUCCACACCAUCACGAGCUAUCUCCCCUCUCCGUACUCGGAGAAUGCUCAAAUCUACGACAUGCUGCCUCAUCCGGCCACCGGCACACUUCUCUUGCUGUCUCAAUUGCCUGACUUGCUCGGUAGCCUGCUUCGGAACGAUUCGGUCAUGGACUGGAUUGUGCGGAUCGACGUCUAUAGUGCGAUGCUUGCGCUGCUCCGCAGGAUGGCUGACUGCGAAUUGACCCUCGAAGUGUUGACUGCACCUCGAUACGAGAUGGCGAGAAGUUGUGGGCUUGAAGAUUGGAUGUGGGGCGACGGUGAGAUCGUCUGGGAGACGAACAACUCGGAUGACACGCUUGUGCCCGCGCCGCCUCUCUACGCGCACUUCAAGAAACUCACAAAACAAUGCGAGGCAUUCCUUGCGGGGGCGUCCAACAUGCUCGAUGGCGCAGGCGAGGGUGAGGACGUUGAAAUGAUGGUCAGGGCCACUUCGCUGUGCGGAGACAUUAUCGCGGUGAAGGACGACAUCGAGCGCGCUAUGGUCGCCAUGGGCAAGGACCCUGCCACCAUUCUCAGCGAGCGUCCCGCUACUCCCGGCUCAAAUGGGUCCACCGGGAAGGGCAAGGGACGAGACCCUGCUAUCGAUUUGGAGCGUACGUAUGCGCGUGAGUGCGAACGCCUCGCGUUCAAGCACGUCUCGCUGUCCCAGCCGAGCGCCCACGGAACUGGACUCGACUACCCCAACUACAACUACUCUCGCGAGCUCGCGCAGACAGCGAAUGCGACGCGGAGCCCAAAGGACCGGCUACACCUCGUCAAGGAGCUCGCGGUGAUGGCCACAAGCCUCCCUCCUGGAGUGUGGGUACGUGUGGACGAAGUACGGAAUGACGCCAUCAAGAUCAUGAUUGCAGGGCCAGAGGGGACGCCGUACGCUGGCGGGCUGUUCGAAUUCGACUGUUUCAUCCCGCUCGAGUACCCCAACACGCCGCCGUUGAUGCACCUUCGCACGACCGGGGGCGGCACGGUGCGCUUCAACCCAAACUUGUACAACAACGGCAAGGUCUGUCUGUCGCUUCUAGGAACGUGGCAGGGGAGGCCGGAGGAGGAAUGGUCGCGCAAGUCGUCGCUGCUGCAGGUUGUCGUGUCUAUCCAGAGCAUGAUACUUGUUGACUUGCCGUAUUUCAACGAACCUGGUUUUGGACAAGCAAAACCAACCAACCCGGCAAGCAUCCAGUAUAACAAGAACAUUACUCUUCAAACAACCCGCUGGGCGAUCGUAGACUGGCUCGAAGACGACAACAGAUACAGCCUGUGGGGGGAGGUGAUCGCAUCCCACUUCCUCACCCGUCACGACAAAAUCAAGAAGUGCAUCCAAGAAUGGGCCACCCAAGAGCCCGCUAUCCGCAAAUAUCGCGCUGGGAUGUCGGCCGCGAGCUACAUGCCGAUGGGCCCUGGUGCUUUUCUGCCUCCGCCUCUACCACCCUUAGACGCCAUGGAAGAAGAUGCGGACCUUCUCAUGGACUCGUGGGGCCCAGCGUACCCUAUCUCCUCCGCGAGUGCCUUUAGCGGAUUGAUGUACAACGGUCACGCUCGUGCUAGACGUCAGAUCGGUCUGGCGACUACGAUAAGUCAGCCAACGGCCGACCUCCUCACGCAAUACGAAGAAGGAAUCCAGAAGAUACGGCGGUGGGGGCUCACGGACACGGGAGAUCACUAACGCGCUCGUACACAACUAUCAAAUUUUCGGUGCAUCGUCCUGUAUUUUUAGCGUAUCACGGUCAAUAGAGCGGACGCUGGCCGUCC